UAAAUAGCAAAAAAAAAAAACUUGUAUCUUCAGAAUGAAUUUAAAUUUCUUAAAAAAUAUCAGUCGAUUUAAAUCUUUUACUCUGUUAGCAACACAAAAUUUAAAUAAAAGUAAAAAUUUUAAAAUCAUGAAUUCUUCUUCUACUUCUUUCAUUUCAACAACAAAUUCAUCAACAAUUACAAAUGAUAAGCCGGUGCUCUAUUCAUAUUGGAGGAGCUCCUGCUCGUGGCGUGUUCGUAUAGCACUAAAUUUGAAAGAAAUACCAUAUGACAUUAAACCAAUCAGUUUAAUUAAAUCUGGUGGAGAACAACACUGUAAUGAAUACCGUGAAGUUAAUCCAAUGGAGCAAGUUCCAGCGUUACAAAUUGAUGGUCACACAUUGAUUGAAUCACUAGCAAUAAUGCAUUAUUUGGAGGAGACUCGUCCACAGCGUCCAUUACUACCUCAAGAUGUCCAUAAACGUGCCAAAGUACGGGAAUUAUGUGAAAUAAUUUGUUCUGGUAUACAACCAUUACAAAAUUUAAUAGUAUUAAUACAUGUUGGUGAAGAAAAGAAAAAAGAAUGGGCACAACAUUGGAUAACAAGAGGAUUUCGAGCAAUUGAAAAAGUUUUAUCAACAUCAGCUGGUAAAUUUUGUGUUGGUGAUGAAAUAACUAUGGCUGAUUGCUGUUUGGUACCACAAGUUUUUAAUGCUAGAAGAUUCCAUGUUGAUCUUCGUCCUUAUCCAAUUAUAUUGCGUAUAGAUCGUGAAUUAGAAGGGCAUCCAGCAUUUCGUGCAGCUCAUCCAUCAAAUCAACCAGAUUGUCCACCAGAAGCUGCCAAAUGAACCCAAGCAAAUAAUUCCUCAACAUCACAGAGAAAAAGCAAAAAACAGAAAUUGAAUUUAUAAAAAAAAAAAAACAAAACAUAAAAAGACA
Molecule: messenger RNA, 917 nt
Organism: Condylostylus longicornis
Lineage: Eukaryota; Metazoa; Arthropoda; Insecta; Diptera; Dolichopodidae
Product: probable maleylacetoacetate isomerase 2
Exons: 3
Coding region: 35-826 (263 amino acids)
Biological process (GO): L-phenylalanine catabolic process; glutathione metabolic process
Cellular component (GO): mitochondrion; cytoplasm
Molecular function (GO): maleylacetoacetate isomerase activity; glutathione transferase activity
Source: RefSeq, a predicted model, not a curated record